CACGCAGAAUGUAAAUGGCCAAGGUGGGGUCGCACUGGCAUCAAUCAAAGUAUUCUGAAAAUAUGAAAAUAUUAGAUUGAACAGAAUGAGGCCAAGGUGAUACAAAGACCACAGAAAGUAAAUGAGUAAAAGAGAAAGCACAGCACCCACAAAAUCUGCCAUUCUUUGUUGGUUUAAAUCUAGAUAUAUGUUAUGUUCAAUUAAAAAUCACAGAUUCUAUCAAUAAUUAAUAUAUAAUCAUAAAUCUAGGGAUGUAAUAACCAACUCAUCUUCUCUAUGUUGGCUGCUCUAGCGCCCCCUUUAUGGCAACUGUAUACCGGACAUUCUGUCCACAUCAGGAAGAGGAGAGGCAAAUUGAGAGACCGAGAGGAGCAGUAAUGGCAGUAGUCUAACGUUACAUGUGAAGGAAUGGUGGAUGUUGAGCUGAAAACACCUCCGCGACGUGAAGUAUUCGGUAAUAUUCUGACACUGCCUCUACUGCGCUGGAGCAACUAGGAUUUUUGUGAAAUGCGGUGAAUGAACGUGGAAUUGUUAGCUGCUAACGUUACUGCAAAACUGCCAACAGCGAUAUUUAUGCAUUGCACAAUAACUGAUGGAUUCAAGAUAGAGACGCCAGCAUGCGGAGCCGCAGUAACUCAGGUGUGAAGCUCGAUGGAUUCGCCAGGCUCGUUCAUGAGACUAUUCUAUGUCACCAGAACCCAGUGACAGGCCUGUUGCCCUGCAGUGUCCAGCUGCCAGAUGCCUGGGUGCGUGACAAUGUCUACAGCAUCCUGGCGGUGUGGGGUCUGGGGAUGGCCUACAGGAAGAACGCUGACCGGGAUGAGGACAAGGCCAAGGCCUACGAACUGGAGCAGAGUGUUGUCAAGCUGAUGCAAGGGCUGCUCCAGUGUAUGAUGCGACAGGUGGCCAAGGUGGAGAAAUUUAAACACACCCAGAGCCCCAAGGACUGCCUGCACGCCAAGUACCACACCCCCACCUGCGCUACCGUGGUGGGGGACGAUCAGUGGGGACACCUGCAGGUUGAUGCCACCUCUCUGUACCUACUGAUCUUGGCUCAGAUGACUGCCUCAGGUCUUCGUCUUGUAUCAAACCUGGAUGAGGUGGCUUUUAUCCAGAACCUGGUCUUCUACAUUGAGGCUGCUUAUAAAGUUGCGGAUUAUGGGAUGUGGGAACGAGGGGACAAGACCAACCAGGGGAUCCCAGAACUGAACGCCAGCUCUGUGGGAAUGGCCAAGGCCGCGUUGGAGGCCAUUGAUGAGCUGGACCUCUUUGGGGCUCACGGAGGACCGAAAUCUGUCAUUCACGUUUUGCCGGACGAGGUGGAGCACUGCCAGGCUAUCCUGUGCUCCAUGCUGCCCCGAGCCUCCACCUCUAAAGAGAUCGAUGCUGGUCUCCUGUCUAUCAUCUCCUUCCCUGCCUUCGCUGUGGAGGACACAGACCUGGUCACCAUCACUAAGACUGAGAUCAUCUCCAAGCUACAGGGACGCUAUGGCUGCUGCCGUUUCAUCAGAGAUGGAUACAGAUGCCCAAGAGAGGACCCGUCCCGUCUCCACUAUGACCCAGCUGAGCUCAAGCUGUUUGAGAAUAUAGAAUGUGAAUGGCCAGUGUUCUGGACCUACCUCAUUCUGGACGGCAUCUUCAGUGGAGACCUAGUACAGGUGCAGGAGUACAGAGAUGCUCUGGAAGAAGUCCUGAUCAGAGGGAAGCCCGGGAUCCGCCUGAUGCCUGAGCUCUACGCCGUCCCACCUGAAAAGAUGGAGGAAGAGUACGGGAACCCUCACUCUGUGGACAGAGUGGCUGUGGGCCAGUGCCCUCACAUGUGGGGACAGUCCCUGUACAUUGUUAGCUCUCUGCUGGCUGAGGGAUUCCUCGCCCCUGGAGAGAUCGACCCUCUCAACAGGCGAUUCUCCACCCAGUUCAAGCCGGACGUAGUUGUACAAGUGUGUGUGUUAGCGGAGUCGAAGGAGAUCCAGGAGUUGCUGAGGGAUGAUGGAAUAGAGGUCCAGACCAUCUCUGAGGUCCAUCCCAUCAGGGUCAUGCCUGCUCGCAUCCUCAGCCACGUCUACGUCAAACUGGGAAGCUGCAAGAAGUUGAAUCUGAGCGGGAGGCCAUAUAGGCACAUUGGAGUUCUGGGAACCUCGAAAUUCUACCAGAUCCGGAACCGCACCUACACGUUCACCCCUCAGUUCCUGGACCAGCAUCACUUCUACCUGGCUCUGGACAACCAGAUGAUAGUGGAGAUGCUGAGAACGGAGCUUUCCUAUCUCUCCUCCUCCUGGAGGAUGACCGGACGCCCUACCCUCACCUUCCCCAUCACACACAGCAUGCUGGUGGAUGAUGGCGAGAUCAUCGACCCGUGUAUCCUGUCCACUCUGAGGAAGCUGCAGGAUGGAUACUUUGGAGGGGCAAGGGUUCAGAUGGCCAACAUCUCCAGCUUCCAGACUACCUCGUUCCACACAGAGCUCAGCUUCCUCGACGGAGACACUGAUGACGACCUGCUGGAGGAGGAAGAAGAUGGGGAAGAUGAAGAGGAAGGUUAUGUCCCCUCAGGCAGCUCUAAGGGCAUGUUUGACCACUACCUCAGCCAGCUAAUGCAGAGCACAGCCACCAAAUGUCAUCUGCCUCCCAUCCAGAGGGGGCAGCACCACGUGUUUAGUGCUGAACACACCACCAGAGACAUCCUCUCCUUCAUGGCCCAGGUCCAAGGCCUCAACAUGCCUAAGGCCUCCAUGUAUCUUCCUAUGACUCCCAUCAUGAACAAGCACCGUAAAUCCCUCAACCUACUGCACGUGCCCCAGCACACACCACUCCAACCACACCACCACACACCACAUCAACAACAGCCCAAGGCCCCCAGUAUUGCAGACCUCCACCUGCCGCGGGACUCCCAGGGUAACACAGACUUUGGGUCUCUGGUGAGACAGUUGAAGGAGUGUCCCACACUGCAGGACCAGGCAGACAUCCUCUACAUCCUCUGUGUCAUGAAAGGUGCUGACUGGAUGGUGGACGUGGGGGGUCAGGGCGGGGUCAGUGUGAGGUGCCUCCUGGAGGAGCUGUAUGUCCAGGCUGGGGCCAACAAGGAGUGGGGUCUGAUCAGAUACAUCUCUGGUAUCCUGAGAAAGAGAGUGGAGGUGCUGGCUGAGGCCUGUACAGAUCUCAUCUCCCACCACAAGCAGCUGACAGUGGGGCUACCACCUGAACCCAGGGAGAAGGUCAUCUCGGCUCCUCUUCCUCCAGAAGAGCUCAACUCUCUGAUCUAUGAGGCCAGUGGGCAGGACAUCAGCAUCGCUGUGCUCACUCAGGAGAUCAUGGUGUACCUUGCCAUGUACGUGCGCUCCCAGCCGGCUCUGUUUGGGGACAUGCUGCGUCUCCGAAUCGGACUCAUCAUGCAGGUGAUGGCUACAGAGUUGGCCCGCAGUCUGCACUGCUCAGGGGAGGAGGCCUCUGAGAGCCUGAUGAACUUGAGUCCGUCAGACAUGAAGAACCUGCUGCACCACAUCCUCAGUGGGAAGGAGUUUGGGGUGGAGAGGAGCAUGCGUCCCAUGCAGUCUUCAGCCACCAGCCCGGCUGUCUCCAUCCAUGAGCUGGGUCACACUGGAGCCACUAAGACAGAGCGCACCGGCAUCCGCAAGCUGAAGACUGAGAUCAAACGGUUGGAUGGCUCGUCUCGUCCGAUCAGCAUCUGUAACAGUGGUUAUUCCAUCAGCAGCAAUGUCACCUCUCCCCGUUCCACGCGUUGCAGCAGCCCCUCCACCCCCAGUGGGAUCCUGUCCCCUGUAGGCCCCUGGGAGUCAGACAGCCACCUGCAGUGGGAGGAGCAGCAGGGCCAGUGGCUGAGGAGGAGACGGCUGGAUGGGGCCAUCAACAGGGUCCCUAUGGGCUUCUACCAGAAGGUGUGGAAGAUCCUGCAGAAGUGCCACGGCCUGUCAAUAGAUGGAUACGUGCUGCCUUCCUCCACUACCAGAGAGAUGACAGAGGGUGAGAUCAAGUUUGCAGUGCACGUGGAGUCUGUUCUGAACCACGUCCCCCAGCCAGAGUACAGACAGCUGCUGGUGGAGGCUGUGAUGGUGCUCACCCUGGUGGCUGACAUGGAUGUGGACAACAUCGGAGGAAUCAUCCUGAUAGACCGCAUUGUACACAUGGCCAAUGACCUCUUCUUACAGGACCAGAGGUCCCAUGGAGCCAAUGAGUACUUCCUGGAGAAGGAUCCAGCCACGGGGAUAUGUAACGUGUUCUAUGACAGUGCCCCUAGUGGCAGCUACGGUACCAUGACGUACCUCUCCAGGGCUGUGGUUACAUACCUACAUGACUUCCUGCCACAGUCUACCUGUCUCACGCAAUGAAGUAUUAGACUGGGCUUGUUGUAGAGCACUCUGUGGCCACACAGGCAGCUAUCAAGAGAGACUAGUCGAGUAAUGUAUUAUAGUGUGGGAAAAAUCACUACUGCCUAAUUCCGAUUCUCCCCAAGUGUACACUUGUUCACUCCCAUUCAAGGAUUUAAAAUCAUUGGAUUUAAUUCUUGAAGGGGAGUGAAUGAGUGCACACUUCAGAGAGAAU
This is a messenger RNA of Coregonus clupeaformis (lake whitefish), 4557 nucleotides long. It is a transcript of the gene phka2, whose product is annotated as phosphorylase kinase, alpha 2 (liver). Gene Ontology annotation, molecular function: calmodulin binding. Gene Ontology annotation, cellular component: phosphorylase kinase complex. Gene Ontology annotation, biological process: glycogen metabolic process. The transcript is spliced from 31 exons. Lineage: Eukaryota; Metazoa; Chordata; Actinopteri; Salmoniformes; Salmonidae. Bases 618 to 4343 code for a protein of 1241 amino acids. The record is from RefSeq and is a predicted model, not a curated record.